UCACCCUCCGCCUGCGCCGCGGCUGCUGCUGCUGCGUCGGGUGAGGGAGCGCGAGCGAGUGGCGCAGCGAGAGACAGCGGCCUCCCCGGGCAGCGUGAGGGGGAGAGGCCCGCGGGGUGGCGGCUGGAAGGUACUGGAGGCACCAGUGGUGCUAGUCUGUGAGCGCCAUGUACAAUGGGAUAGGACUCCCCACUCCCCGGGGCAGUGGCACCAACGGUUACGUGCAGCGCAACCUGUCAGCUGUGCGCCAUAAGAAGGAUCGUACAGAUUACAAGUCGGAAGAGGAGUUGAGGAAGCUGGAGUCGUCCUUGGUCAAAAAACCUAACCAGGAUAUCCUGGAUCACGAGCGCAAGCGGAAGGUUGAGCUGAAAUGCUUAGAGCUGGCUGAGCUCAUGGAGGAGCAGGGGUAUGGAGAAGGAGAGAUCCAAGAGAAGGUAGCCACUUUUCGGAUGAUGCUUCUGGAGAAAGAUGUAGCAGUGGUCAAGGAGGGAGAACAGCAGCAGAAAUCAACUGUCACAGAAACUCAUCAGCUGGCUGAGGCCAAUGAGAAGAAGAAUGAGCGGCUCCGAGCUGCAUUUGGUAUUAGUGACAACUAUGUGGAUGGAAGCUCCUUUGACCCUAACCGUAGGGCAAAGGAAGCUGCAACAGCUGCUGCAGCUAAACAGCAGCAGGAGCAGCAAAAGCAGUACAGAGAGUCCAGCAGUUCCCGUUCACCCUCUCCAAAACAGAAAAAGAAGAAAAAGAAGAAAGAUAGAGGCAGAUCUGAGAGCAGAUCACCUUCUCGAAGAGAGAGGAAAAAAAGCUCAAAGAAAAAGAAACACAGGUCAGAGUCAAAGAAAAGGAAGCACAGAUCUCCAAGCCCCAAGAGCAAACACAAAUCUAAGGAGAAGAAACGAAAGAGGUCCACCAGUGAGUCUACAUCUCAGAAAGACCGGCGGGAUCGUUCUUCCUCCCCAGAUGGCUCUUCUUCAUCAGAUGGUUCCCGCAGCAGCAGGUCGGGCAGCGUCAUUACCCAGAAAAAGGCAACAGUGAGACGGCAGAGCCAGUCCCCUUCAGCAACUUCACAGAAGCGAGGAGAAACUGAAGAGGUUUCUAAGAGCCUGCCAGAGAGAGAACGUUCAUCUUCUGCUGAAUCUAUUCGGCAAGGCAGGAGCACAAGUCCAAGACACAGCAGAGAAAAGCAGGAGAAAACCAUGUCCAAACACUCUCCAACACAUGAGUCUCGUCAGCGUUCUGCCACCCCUCCAUCUCCUGCCAGAGAAAAGGAGAGAGACAAAGAAAAGAAGGCUUCUCGGCAUGGGUUUCGGAAAUCCACUCCACCAUUUGAGCAGGAUUCAAAGUUCAAAAGUUGUUCCCCAAUGCCAAAUGAUCCUCCUCGGGAAAGGGUCUUGGGACAUAAGCGUCCCUCCUCCAAGGAGAGCAGGUCUCCUGUCUCUGUCUCCCCGCCUCCUAAGAAGACCUCAGAGGAUCGUAAUGGGACUCUCCCAUCAUCCAAGUCCAAGACAUCUCCAGAACAGAGGCAGCAGAUGGCAGCUUCUUCGUCUUCUCCUGCUUCUGCAGCCAUUGAGACCAAGUUGAGAAAGACUUCUCGUGAUGGCUCUCCACCUCAGCGCUCCCAUUCCCCUUCAGAGAGUGGUAGCUGCUCCUCUUCCUCCUCCUCCUCUUCCUCCUCUCCUUCCCCAGCAAACAAGCCAACCCCAGCUUCCCGUAGAUCUUCCCCUGAGGAGCCUCCCAGAAGACAAGACAAAGAGAAGGCUUCCACUCGGAGAGAGAGGUCUAGUUCAUCUCCUGAGAUCUCCCGUUCUGGGCAGAAGCAGUCUGUCAAAACCACAUCACGACGUGAACGUUCAGGCACCCCUCCAGCCAAGGGCACUAAGUCAAGAGCCAGGAGGAGGGACAAAUCUCUUUCCCAGACACCCAUUACGCGCAGAGGUAGGUCUCGAUCUCGCACCCCACCCAAGAGGGCCAGAUCCCGCACCCCUCCAAGGAGGGGAAGGUCUCGCUCUGCCCAACGGCGUGCCAGAUCUCGUUCACGCACUCCUCAAAGAAGGGCACGAUCUCGUAGCCCACAAUGGCGUGGACGCUCAAGAACACCCCAGCGUUGGGGCAGGUCACGCUCACGCACUCCUCCCAGAUGGGGUCGGUCCCGUACUCCUCAGAGGCGUGGUUGGUCUCGUUCUAGAACCCCCCAAAGGCACGGAUGGUCCAGAAGCAGAAAUAGUGGAAGAUGGGGAAGGUCAAGAACCCCACCAAGAAGGGGCAGGUCACGUUCAAGAACCCCGCCAAGAAGGGGUAGGUCUAGAUCUAGAACUCCACCUAGACGAGUGAGGUCUCGGUCCAGAACCCAGCCUAGAAGAGGGCGGUCUAGAACCAGAAGCCCUCCUAGGCGAGGGAGGUCAGCCUCUUCACCAAGGAGGGAAAAGUCUUUGAUUUCUGCUAGACGAAGCAGGUCUGUGUCAUCUCCAGAUCGGAAGGCCUCCAGAAUUUCUUCAAGAAGAAGCCGAUCUGAUUCCUCCCCUCAAAUGAGAGAGAGGUCCAGAAAACCGUUGAGACGUAGCCAAUCUCUGUCAUCCCCUGAAUCAAGAAGCAGAUUGCGAGCAUCUCCCAGACGUAGUCGGUCUCGAUCACUUCAGAAAACAAAAAAGAAAUCCCACUUAUCUCCCAGAAGGAGUCGUUCAGCGUCCUCUCCAAGAUCAAGGAAGAAAAAGUCCAGAACGCCUCCACGGCGUAGUCGCUCUCGUUCUUCUCCACGACCGAAAAAGAAAUCCAGAUUAUCACCUAGGCGAAGCAGGUCUGGUUCUUCACCUAAUAAGAAAUCCAGGUCACCUGCCAGACAUAGCCAGUCCAGGACACCUCCAGCAGUCAAAAAUAAAUCUAGAAGGUCCCCAAGAAGAAGCAGAUCUAGCUCAUUGCCAAGGCUUACAAAGAAAUCUGAGGUUUCUUCAGCAGUUGAAGAGAAAUGUAAAAUGCCUUUCAGACGGAGUAGAUCUGGUUCAUCUCCAGCAUUGAGGAGAAAAUCUAAAUCUCCUGUAAGACGUAGCAGGUCAGGUUCUUCGCCAGAACUAGAUAAAAGAUCGCCAAGGAGGCGGAACAGGUCUGAAUCUUCAGAAGUCAAAAUAAAAUCUAAGUCAUCUUCAAGGUCAGGGUCUUCACCAGGAAUGAAGAAAAAGCUGAAGUCUCCUCCAAGACGGAGCAGAUCUGGUUCCUCUCAGUCAUCUGCAAAAGAGAGCUCCUUAUCGCCUCCAAGAAGAGCCACCUCUCCGGAGCAAAAGUCCACACCUCCAUUGCAGCGAAGCAGGUCUGGGAGGUCCCUAGCAGCUAAAGAAAAAUCCAGAUCACCAUUCCAAAGGCAGAGCAGAUCUGGAUCACCCCCAGCUUUGAGAGAGCAGUCUGCUUCUCCUCCAAGGCGAGCUUCGUCUGGAUCUUCCUCUGAACCAAAGAAGAAAUCCACUUCACCACUUGGGAAACACAGAACUGAUUCUUCUAUGGAAUUGAAGAAAUCCAGGUCACCACCAAGGCGGAGCAGGUCUGGUUCUUCUCCAUUGAUUGAAGAGCAGUCUAGAUCACCACCCAGAAGCAAGUCCAGAUACUCGCCUGAUGUGAAAAAAUCCACAUCUCCUUUGAAGCAAGCCAGGUCUGGGCCCUCUCCAUCAGUAGCAAAAGAGAAGUCUAGAUCCCCUGUCAGGAGAAGUGGAUCCAGGUCAUCUCCUGAACUAAAUGGUAAACCUAAAUCUCCACCAAAACAAAAUAAAUCCCAAGAAGUUAAAGUAAAAUCUGGAUCACCUUCAAGGCACAACAAAUCUGGAUCCCUGGUAGUAAUGGAGAGAGCUGCGUCACCAUGCCAGAAGAGCAAGGCAGGUUUAUCUUUGACUGGAAAAGAAAAGUCACAUUCACCCCCAAGGCAGGGCCAACCCAUGAUGUCACCUGUUCCUAAAAAGUCUGAGAUUCCAUUGAGGCGAAGUAGAUCUGGAUCUUCCUCCUCCUCUUCUUCCUCUUCCUCCUCCUCUUCCUCCUCCUCCUCUUCUUCAUCGUCAUCUUCUGCAGAGGAAGAUAAAUCUCAAUCACCCCCAAGUCUGAGCCGUUCUGCAGCACUGUCAAUUAACAAAGGCAAAUCUAUGUCCCCUCCAGCGCGCCAAAGGUCAGAUUCCUCUCCCGAGCCAGAGAACAUCCUAUCUACAGCUGCUGUAAAGCACAACAGACCUGGAAGUUCUCCAGAAGCAAAAGAGACUUCAAGAGUUGCAGUAUUGGGGACUAGAUCACCCUUGGAAAAGAAAGAAACCCCCAGAGAUGCUCCUCGGAGGAGUAGGUCGGGAUCAUAUUCUGGUGGUAAAGAGAAACCACGAACACUCUGCAGUGGGAGCAGUUCAGAGUCUUCCCCAGAACGAAAGGAGGAAUCUGUAAGCAGGUCUGUGUCACCUGUGAGGCCUACUGUAAAAUCAAGAACACCUCCAAGGCACAGGACAUCACGGUCACCACCAAGGCCUAGAGCAAAAUCUAGAACUCCUCCAAAGCGUGGCAGGUCUGGAUCACCACCACGGCCCAGAGUGAAGUCCAGAACACCUCCAAGACGACGUAGAUCUGGAUCAUCUCCAAGACCCAGAAUGAAAUCCAGGACACCUCCAAGGCGUCGCAGAUCUGGAUCAUCUCCAAGACCUAGAGUGAAAUCAAGAACCCCACCACGCCACCGCCGGCGGUCUGGGUCAUCUCCACGAUCCAGAGCAAAAUCUAGGACGCCUCCACGACGGCGCAGGUCUGGGUCAUCUCCACGGCCCAGAGAGAAAUCUAGAACACCAGUUAUGAGAAGACGAAGAUCUGUGUCUCCACUGAGCCCUAGACGGAAAUCUAGAACACCUCUGAGGCGUGGAAGGUCCAGAUCUCUCUCUAGGCAGAAAAAUGCGAGUGUGCACCAAGGUAGGUCUGAAUCAUCAUCCUACCGUGAGAGACCAAGAACUUCUUUACAACAAGGAAGGUCUAGUUCCCCCUCAAGGAGAAGUCGCUCCCGUUCAUUAUCUAGACGACGAGAUAAAUCAAGGGGUUCACUGCGGAGGGAAAGAUCCAUCUCUUCCCCGGGCCGGAGCCGCUCACGGUCUGCUUCUCGUCAGGAUAAAUCUCGCUUCCUGCGAAAGGGCGAACACUCGCCCCAUAGAGGUCGUUCUCCAUCACCAGCACAAAGAGAAAUGUUGAGACUGUCUCCUCAAAGAUCUGCCAGUAAUCGGAAUGCAUCCCGUUCACCUCCCAGGUUAGAUGCAUCCCGUAUAACGGCAGCCUACAAAAGUAGUGGGUCCAGAGUGUCUCCUGAUUUCCAGUCAUCCCCUGUGAGGAAGCGUUCCAGAUCAGGCUCCCGGGAAAUCUUUGCUUCUCCAGGAAGGAAAUCUCGUUCUCCUCCAGUGCUAGAGAAAUACCCCAAGUCUGACACUCAGGAGAAGUCAGCAGCGUCCUCACUUUGGCACAGCAAAAGCAACACUGCCAUCCCUCGCACUCCAACUCCACCCCGUGAGGAUUCUCCCAAACCACGAAAGACCUUGUCUCCGGCUCCAUCCAUUCUACAAGAGUUGCCGUCUGUCUUGAAAAAUGGUGGUUCUGCUACCCUCCAUGACCUCCCAGGGGACAGGAGUCAGGCUUUAUAUCCUACCAUGGUUAGGGAUGAUGCAACUAUUGGUGUUUCUCUGUUGUCAGGGAGAAAUAGUUCUUGUGCAGAAUCCCCUCUUCCUAUCAAAGCUAGGUCCCCUUCCUCUUCCUCCCACUCCUCCUCCUCUGCUUCCUCCAGUCCCUUGCCAGCACUGGUUUCUGUGCUAGCCCCACCUCCCAAAGAGGAAGAGUUAGGAUCUGAAGGAAAGGUGGCAGACAGGCCUGAAGCUCGCCUUCCAACCCUUGAUGCUGAGCCAGAGUUGGCUACUGAAAUCACAGAGAAGAAUAGCAGGAAUAGUUGUCCCACUGCUCCACAGCUCACUGUUCCCUCCCCUCCGCCUUCUGCCCCGUCCAAGGUGAAGAGAAGUUCCUCCGCUUCGUCCACCACAUCUUCGUCGUCAUCGUCCUCUUCAUCGUCAUCGUCGUCUUCAUCUUCUGACUCUGACUCCAGUUCAUCUGAGUCCAGUCCCCACAAUCAGCCAGAGAAGGAACUUGAGGCUGAGGUUGUAGUAAAACAGCUGCCAAGUCCAGAGCAGAAGGAAGGUAAUCAUGAAGAGCAGCCUAUUGAAUUGGGCAAACAUAAGCGACGGUCUCGGAGCUCCAGCAGUUCCAGCAGCAGCUCUUCCUCUUCUUCCUCCUCCUCCUCCUCCUCCUCCUCCUCGUCUUCCUCAGCCUCAUCGUCAUCCUCAUCUUCCUCAUCAUCGUCAUCACCCAAGACUGGACCCCAGGCACAGGCCAAGGUGGCCACCAAAAAGAAACCAUCACCAGAGCAGAGGAAGUCUCGCAGCCCCCGGAAGCCUAUCGACUCCCUGCGUGACUCUCGUUCUCUUAGCUAUUCUCCAGCAGAACGGCGCCGGGUUUCUCCUCCAGCCCAGCCACCUUCUGCUCCGAGGGAUAGACGCAGGGACAGGUCCAGGGACAGAUCCUUGCAGAGAAACAGACGAAGCAUCAGCAGGUCCCCAGGACGAAAAAGACGACGCACUUCCCCCAGCCCCCGAGCCACCCGCCGCAGAACUUCAAGGUCACCCUAAGCCUAUUGGAAGGUCUGGAAUGCCCUUGCAACCACAGACUUCGUCACCCUGGCCUCCCACAACGCUGUCCCAGGUGGGAAGCCCCCUGCCUCCUGAUGCCCACUGGAAACCAGUGCGUGUGUGUGGGGCAUCUUCAUUUGCCAUUGGCUUUUUAUUCUCAUUAGUUUUUUCCUUCACUGUCCCCUGUCUUUAUUGCCCAUCAUUUGUCGGCAGCUACAUUCCCUUCUUCCCUGGACAUCUCUGCUCAGCACCCAUCAGGAUCCACCGCCUCUGCGUUUCUUCUCCUCUUCCUCUUCCAACAGUUGGUGAUGUUCAUUUUGAUUUUUUCCCCCUCUCUCUCCUGUGAGCGUUUUUUUUUUCCUGUGCGUUUUACAGCUAAGAUCUUCUGUGUUUCGAGAGAGGGAGUCUUUUUGUUUCUUUAGACAUAAAAGGUUUUAAAAAAAACACAAAGGGGGUGGGGGUGGGCUAGGGAGAUACGUGAGCUAAUCCAUUUGAUGUAGUGUUUCUCAGGCACCCUUCUCUAAAAUGGUGGUGGGCUGUAGGGAGAAGGAAAGAGUGCAUGUUGGCUUUGGAGACCUAUCACAGUCCCAUGUGGAACCUCUGCUGCUCGGCAGCACUUUGUUGCUCCCUGUUGUUCAGGAUAAGAACUACAUUAGAAGCAUCUUUUUUUGAGGAAAUAAGUGGUAAUCUCUUUAAGUAGAAAGUGGCAGCAGGCUUGACUUUUGAGGGUGGUGAACUUAAGGAUUAGACCAGUGUGCCGCCCCUCCCCCAAAUAAAAAACAACAACAAAAUUUUAAUAUGUGGUGCUCCUUUUUUCCCUUUUAGCCCUCCCUCUAAACAGACUCUUUUUCAUAUUGAUCAGCUGAGCCAAGUCAGGAGGGGUGGGGGGACUGGACUGGAAAUAGGGCAGCCAGGCAUUUUAUGGGGAAGGCGAAUUGAGAUUUGCGGGAAAGAAGCUGAGAAACCCUAAAUCAGGGAGGGAUGGGAACAGAAGUUUCUUCAUAUUUCUUAAAAGCAUUUAAUUUUUUUUGAUAUGUACAGCAAGGAGAUUUUUUCUGUCAAAUAAAAAAACUUAUGAAAUGCAGACAUUG
Eublepharis macularius is the source of this 7750-nucleotide messenger RNA. It is a transcript of the gene SRRM2, whose product is annotated as serine/arginine repetitive matrix 2. Bases 168 to 6659 code for a protein of 2163 amino acids. Gene Ontology annotation, molecular function: mRNA binding. The record is from RefSeq and is a predicted model, not a curated record. The transcript is spliced from 15 exons. NCBI's taxonomy places the organism in Eukaryota, Metazoa, Chordata, Lepidosauria, Squamata, Eublepharidae.